ACCCCGAUAGAGACGUCACCUCUGUACGCAAAAUGUAUCAAGUCUUGAAGCGUAUCUCGAUCAUGACAAACAACGAUAUGAUAACGUGACAGCGCACAGAAGAGAAGAGACACCCAAUUCCAAGAGGCGAAAGAAUGUCGUCCGUUACUAGAGACUAUUUUUACACUGAAAACUAUUACGAUUACGCUGUUCAGCCUCACACAUUCGGCAACUAUACCGCUGUCUCUACCACACAUAUCCACCGGAACUCGUUGAUUCGCCUCGUUCUGACAAUUCUGCUGCGCAUCGGCUUUGUUCUCGUCCAGGUCGGCAGCGUGCCGAUCAACAACGUUAACCUGAUACUUCUUCAAAAUACGGUCGAUUUAUGUUGUGUCACCGUUAUGUACUUUCUAACGGGUUUCCUCGUUGCCUACAACGGCGACAUCGCCGGUCUGAUCGGCGCGGGUCAUUGGAUCGGUGAUCCAACGAUUGACAAGAAUGAGGCGAUCAUGGGAUGGCAGGCGGUGGCGAUCGCAUCGGCAAUUUGCACCACCGCGGUCGCAGGUCGGAUGCACAUAACAGGAUACCUCCUGGUGAGUAUCCUGUUGUCAGGCCUGAUUCAACCAUUACUCAUCCAUUGGGCGUGGAUGGGGUGGAUGGCGGAGAACGAAUUGGGUGGAAAAACGGUGGUCUUCAAAGACCAAACUGGUGCAGCAGUAAUCCACAUCGUCGGAGGACUCUCAGGCCUGAUCGGAUGCGUUGCUCUUGGCAGAAGAAUGUUUAGAAUAAAAGAUUUGGAUGACACCAGCAUCAUCCCCGGUUCCACGCAGAACGUUUUCAGAGGGCUAAUGUUGAUUUUCGCUGGGCUUCAAGGUUUGUGCACGAGCUCGCAUGAGCAUGACAAGUAUCGAAUGUUCGCACGGGAUUCAUCGCAGGCAUAUGUCAACAAUUUACUGGCCGCGUCCUCGUGCACAUUGAUAAUCGUGGCUCUACACUUCGUCCUCGACCGUAACACUUACGAUCAUUGGAUGUUAAUGAGAUGCAUUCAGGGAACGAUCGCCGGCGUGGUAACGAUAUCGGCUGCACCAAAUGAUUAUUCGCCGCAAAUAGCUAUCGUGUUGGGCUGUCUGGGAGGCAUUGUGUUCCAUCUCGUCACCACGUGGAUUUUUCACAGCACUUUGGAGGAUUAUUGCAACGUCGUAGCCAUACAUCUCAUUUGCGCGAUCCUUGGGAGUAUCCUUGCUCCCUUCUGCGCAAUGCGUACAGACGAGGAUACUAUAACGAUAUUAUUGAAUUUCUCCUGGCAAUUAAUCUCCUUGGCUGCAUUACUGGCCCUAGUUGGCACAGCAAUGCUGCUGAUCUUCGGUAUGCUGGAGUGCUGCGGAAUACUCCGUAAUAGAUCGGAAUGUCUGAAUCAUGUUCAGGGCAACGCUGCUGUCGACAAAGCUCCAUCAAGAUCGUUUCUGCAAAAACUUUUCUCUCCUAAUAGUGGUUGCCUUUACCUGAGCUCAACCUCCAGCAUGGAACAUCAUCCGAGCAUUGGUCCCAGAUUUUCGAAAUAUCAAGAAGAGAUAAAUAAGCUUGAAGAAGAAAGGUCUACCGUUAGGAACCAACCGGACGUGAAUGUCAAAAUUGAAGAUAACGUUACAAAAAUUUCAACACCGGGAGCAAGAAUGAAGAAAGUGAGACAAGUGCAUACUUUAUCUGGCAGUAUUCCGGCGUUAAUAGAAAAUAGAGGUGGUACCGGCGAAUCAAUUGGCAAGGAUCUUUCAGAAAUCGGAGGGAAAAGAUUUCCUGGAAAAGAGAAAUAUACUUUAGAUCCUAUUGAAGAAAUAGAUGAAGAGAUUGUAAAUGAAUUGGAAAUCGAGAAAAAUAGCGUCCAACUCAGUAUCGACGAUUAUCGGGAUGCUGGGGACAAAGAUCCAAUCUCGGAAUACUUUAACACGUCUGGAGAUCGGAAGAAUUUGAACGAAUCAAAUUAUCAGCUCCGAAGAACCAUAAAAUUUAUGAAUUUACAUCAUGAGUUUGUCAAAGAAGAUUUGAAAGUUGUGUUGGGACCAAAUCGCUUGGAUUCUUCAUCCAGCGAUUCAUGCGACGAUGAUACUAUCUUUGCAAAGACGUCGGACUUGAAUGAAUCCAUAGAUAUUGCAACAAACAAUGACUCAUUGACUUACAGCGCAAAUAUAUUAUAAGUAAUCACCCAUAACAACAGGUUUGAUUUAAGUCCGGAAAAGAUAUUCAUAUAUAUCGAAACAACGAAGUUACCAAAGAAGCUACAUCAAUUUCUUGGAACUGCAAGAUAUUACAAGAGGAAAAAGCUGGACUAUCUCUCUCUCUCUCUCUCUCUCUCUCUCUCUUUCUCUCUCUCUCUCUCUCUCAUUAUCGUAUAUCUAAAUUAUUUUAAUAUAAUCAUUCUAAAAUCAUUUCAGUUCUAAGAUGUUGAUGCAUAUAAAAUAGCAAGA
Molecule: messenger RNA, 2441 nt
Organism: Cyphomyrmex costatus
Lineage: Eukaryota; Metazoa; Arthropoda; Insecta; Hymenoptera; Formicidae
Gene: Amt2l
Product: Amt-2-like protein
Exons: 3
Coding region: 135-2171 (678 amino acids)
Biological process (GO): ammonium transmembrane transport; ammonium homeostasis
Cellular component (GO): plasma membrane
Molecular function (GO): ammonium channel activity
Source: RefSeq, a predicted model, not a curated record